This is a messenger RNA of Hyla sarda, 924 nucleotides long. Its product is annotated as olfactory receptor 10A7-like. NCBI's taxonomy places the organism in Eukaryota, Metazoa, Chordata, Amphibia, Anura, Hylidae. The transcript has a single exon. The record is from RefSeq and is a predicted model, not a curated record. Gene Ontology annotation, cellular component: membrane. The coding region runs from base 7 to 924 and encodes 305 amino acids. Gene Ontology annotation, molecular function: G protein-coupled receptor activity; olfactory receptor activity. Gene Ontology annotation, biological process: G protein-coupled receptor signaling pathway.
UCUCAGAUGGCUCAAAAAAAUGGGACACAAUUUACUGAAUUCAUUCUCUUGGGUUUUUCUGCAAACCGUCAACCAUUCCUCUUUACAAUCUUUCUAAUAAUUUAUUUUUUGACCAUAAUGGGAAACAUGAUGAUAAUUGUAACUGUGACCUUAGAUCAACAGCUCCACUCCCCAAUGUAUCUUUUCCUCCGCAGUUUGUCCUUUACGGAAGUCUUCUAUAUUUCGGUAACAGUCCCUCGGAUGCUUAGAGACUUUUUACAUUCGGAUAAAAGCAUCUCAUUCAUAGCGUGUGCUGCUCAGCUUUACUUUUUCUGUUUCCUUGGUACAACAGAAUGUUUUCUUCUUGCUUUCAUGGCAUAUGAUCGAUUUGUAGCGAUUUGUCAUCCACUUCGCUAUAUGACCAUAAUGUCUAAAACUAAGUGUUUGGAACUUUCUUUGGGAUCUUGGAUGUCUGGGAUCUUGUUGUCUUUGAUCCAGAUUUCCUAUGUUUUUAGUUUGCCUUACUGUUCUUCAAAUGUUAUAGACCACUUCUUUUGUGACAUACUGCCGGUGGUAAAGCUGGCCUGUACUGACACCUUUGCUAAUGAGAUUGCUAUUUUGAUAUAUAGCUCUCUGGUUAUUCCUUUACCGUUCCUGUUAGUUCUGGUCUCCUAUGUUUGCAUCAUUAAAAGUGUGCUAAAAAUUCCUUCCGCUAUUGGGAGAAAAAAGACAUUUUCUACAUGUGGGUCUCAUCUUACAUCUGUGACUUUAUUCUAUGGAACAGCCACUGUGACCUAUCUUAAGACAAAAUCUAUUCAAACCUAUGUAGGAGCAAAAUUAAUAUCUCUUCUGUACAUUGUUCUAAUCCCUAUGCUUAACCCUUUAAUAUACAGUUUGAGGAAUUCAGUCAUUAAGAAUGCUAUGAGGAAGUUAAUAAAAUUAUAA